This is a messenger RNA of Ascochyta rabiei, 1269 nucleotides long. RefSeq lists its product as uncharacterized. Bases 1 to 1269 code for a protein of 422 amino acids. The transcript has 2 exons. The record is from RefSeq and is a predicted model, not a curated record. Lineage: Eukaryota; Fungi; Ascomycota; Dothideomycetes; Pleosporales; Didymellaceae.
AUGGGCGUGUCACGUGACAUGUCGGCCUGGAUGUGCGCAGGCAUCGUCGUUUGGUGGGCGCUCGGUCCAGGUCCUUGCGGCUGGCGCUACGUGCCUUGCUUCGGCACGCUCCCGAGCCUGCAGAGCAUCACCGCCUGUGUCGCAGGCAAAUGCGGUGUUGACGUUGGCCGCUGUCUUCAGCCUCCGCCCUCCGCCCUCCGCCCUCACGCCGCCAACCGACCACGAACCCACGAACAUGUCGACCGCCGUCUGGCCGCCCAUCGACGCCGCCCAGCUGGCCGGCGAGCAGGCGCAGUCGCAGCAGCGCGAGCUCGCCUGGCUGCUGGCCCAGCUCACCGACACGCUGCAGGCGCUCAAGGCCGGCCUCGACGAGUGCGCGGCCCUGCUGGCGCCCACCGAGAGCGGCUCCACGCUGGUGCUGACCUCGGUGCGCUCAGAGAGCCUCAAGGGCCUCGUCACCCGCGUCGGCACCCGCAUCGUCAAGGGCAACGUCAAGCUGCGCAUGGCCAGCCUCCCUCCCCCGCGCGGCGCGCAGACGUACGACCUGGCCAUCUCGUCGGCCCCCACCGCCCCUACCCUCGUCGUGCCCCAGCUCACGUCGGUGCGCACCGCCAUCAACAGCUGCCUCGAUGCCAUCGACGUCGUCUCCUGGGGCGGCGACGCCACCAACGCCAGCUUCGUCGCCGGCCAGCUGCAGCUGCUGCACGACCACAUCCUCGAGGCCCGCCACGCCCUCAAGGGCUACUCGGACGUCCAGCUGCCCUGGUGGGAGCACCCCGUCGACGACAACACCUUCGACCCCCCGCUGCCUCCCCACCUCUCUUUCCACAUGUUCGUCUUCGACGCCGCCCUCUGCCUCGAGAUCCGCACCCUCGAGCCCAAGCCCGACGACGACGCCGCCGCCUCCUUCACCGGCUUCAACUUCCGCGACCGCCUGUCCUCGGCCCUCGGCGGCACGCGCACCCCCGCCCACGACGAGGCCGACAAGGUCUACAGGUACCGAGGCCAGGACGUCCGCGUCAAGGAGAAGUUGCGCGUCGAGACCCAGGACCCGGCCCUCAUCUCCGCCUCGGCCAAGCUGAACGCCCUCGAGCACAGCCUGAUGUUGAGUCGCAAGGCCCUCGACAUGGUCAUGGGGCGCGACGAGCCGGAGCCGUGACCGCGACCAGCCGACCGCCCGACGCACAGCACGCUAGUGCACCCACCAGCCCCGCUGAUUGGCCGCAUUCGUCCCCAUGCCACCACUGCUUUUCCGCGGCCCUCUCGUAG